AUGGAUCUUAAAAGAACCCAACUUCUACUUUUGUUCUUUGCUUUCCUGUGUGCUCGAGUGAGAAAACUCAACGGAGAUUCCAUCCCGAGAUGCAUACCCAUCGAAAGGAAUGCUCUUCUUGGGUUCAAAGAAGGCCUCAAAGAUCCCUCCAACAGGCUAUCUUCUUGGGUGGGCGACGACUGCUGCACAUGGAAAGGUGUGGCUUGUGACAACCAAACGGGCCAUGUUGUCAAGCUAGACCUCCGCAACCCAUCAUGCUUCGAAUACUAUCCUCCAAACAACACGUGGUGCUUGGGAGGUGAGUUGAGGCCUUCCUUACUUGGUCUGAAAUACCUGAAUUAUCUUGAUCUGAGCAUGAACAACUUUGGAGGGAUUCGUAUCCCAGAAUUCAUGGGCUCAUUCCGUCAGCUCAAAUAUCUCAACCUCUCCAGGGCUUAUAUGCGUGGAUUGAUCCCAUAUCAGCUUGGGAAUCUAUCGAGCCUCCAAUAUCUCGAUCUCAGUCAUAAUUAUUAUUAUUAUGGUGACAAUUUUAAAGUUUCAUAUGGAUUUCUCAUCAUUGAUAAUGCCAUCUGGAUUUCUCGACUUUCUUCUCUGCGAUAUCUCAAUAUGAUGGAUGUGCAAUUUAGAGAAGGUGCUCAUUGGCUGCAAGCACUAAACAUGCUCCCUUCUAUUGUUGAGGUAUGCUUACGAGACUGUGGCAUCAACACCAUUCCGCUCUCUCUUCCACAUGUGAAUUUUACUUCACUUUCUGUUCUUGAUCUUUCUUGGAAUUCUAUUAAUUCAAUGAUACUUGGUUGGUUGUUCAACAUAAGUAGCCUGGAGUACCUUGAUCUCAACGGUAAUUUUAUUAAUUCGACGAUACCUGGUUGGUUGUUCAACAUAAGCAGCCUCGAGUACCUUGAUCUUAGCUAUAAUUUCUUUCGGGGCAUCAUUCCGCCUGCAAUUAAGAAUUUAGCUUCGCUCAAGGCCCUUGAUCUAUCUGAUAAUCAGUUUCUUGAAGGAAAAAUUCCGAUCGUGCUUGAGGGUCUGUGUAAGCUGCGGUAUUUAGGAUUGUCAGGCAUUAAUAUCAGCAAAAAUUUGCAUGAACUUGAUAAAGUGUUUACUGGAUGCAUCAAAAAUAGUUUAGAGACUCUGGAGCUGGCAGACACCUAG
This is a messenger RNA of Elaeis guineensis (African oil palm), 1152 nucleotides long. The record is from RefSeq and is a predicted model, not a curated record. Lineage: Eukaryota; Viridiplantae; Streptophyta; Magnoliopsida; Arecales; Arecaceae.